Anguilla rostrata (American eel) is the source of this 2117-nucleotide messenger RNA. RefSeq names its product vitronectin-like. Gene Ontology annotation, molecular function: polysaccharide binding; scavenger receptor activity; extracellular matrix binding. Gene Ontology annotation, biological process: immune response; cell adhesion mediated by integrin; cell-matrix adhesion. The record is from RefSeq and is a predicted model, not a curated record. The transcript is spliced from 8 exons. NCBI's taxonomy places the organism in Eukaryota, Metazoa, Chordata, Actinopteri, Anguilliformes, Anguillidae. Bases 253 to 1809 code for a protein of 518 amino acids.
CGGUGCCAAAGGUUGUAUUUUGAAGCCUUUACAGACUUGUUUUUGCAAUGUGGCGUUCGCUCAUCUCCCCAAAAACAAUGUUGGUUCAAGCAAAGCAAUACUUCUGUUUAAUGAUUACCUCGCCAAAAUGUUGUAAGUCCGCUAAGAUAAACACGGGGAGGUGAAUAACUCGGGGAAGCGCUGAUCCCGGUCUCAGAGCUCCAUCGGUUGCCGAGUCCCCCGCGUUCGGAGGCUUUUCGACCAGGAGAGAGGAUGCACGUGCGGGCGAUAUUGCUGUUGGCUUGCGUCGCCGCGGCGCUCGCGGCUGAAGAGAGCUGUGUUGGCCGGUGUAACGCUGGUUUUGACUCGAAGACGAAAUGUCAGUGCGACUCCAUGUGCGGCUACUACAGGAGCUGCUGCGUGGACUACGAGACUACCUGCAGCAACAAGGUAACCCGGGGCGACACGUUUCACGACCCCGAACAGGACUACGACACCGACGUACAGAACGUCAGCGCCACAGCUGGCCCCGGGGCCUCCACUUCCUGGCCCAGGUUCAGCACAGUGGGCCCCAGAGCCUCCACUUCCUGGCCCAGAUUCACCACAGCGGGCCCCAGAAUCCCCAGUUUCUGGCCCAGAUUCACCACAGCUGGCCCCAGGAACACCCCCGCCGUGGCCCCCACCAGCCGGUGGCCCCCCAGACCCUCAGAUCGUGACGCAGACGCCUGCAGUGGAAGAGCUUUCGACUCCUUCAUGCAGCUGAAGAACGGCUCCAUCUACGCCUUCAGAGGCGAGUACUUCUUUGAGUUGGACGAGAAGUCCGUGUUGCCGGGAUACCCCAAACUCAUCAAGGACGUGUGGGGCAUCUCUGGGCCAAUCGACGCGGCUUUCACCCGCAUCAACUGCCAGGGAAAGACCUACAUCUUCAAGGGAAAUAAGUACUGGCGGUUUGAGGACGGCGUGCUGGACGAGGACUUCCCUCGCGACAUCUCCAAGGGCUUCCAGAACAUUCCGAACGACGUGGACGCUGCCUUCGCCAUCCCUGCCAGCAGCCACCGCGGCAAAGAGAAGGUGUACUUCUUCAAAGGUGUGUGUGUCAGUGUAAGUGUGUGUGUGUGUGUAUGUGUCAGUGUGAGUGUGUGUGUGUGUGUGAGUGUGUGUGUCUGUGUCUGUGUGUGUGAGUGUUUAUGUGUCAGUGUGAGUGUGCGUGUGAGUGUGCGCAGGUCCAAGUACUUCUCUCGCUCCGUCGCUCUUGCGAUGCCAGUAGUCAGAUCCCCGUUUUACCUGUACUGCGACCAAUGGACCGACGUCUUCGACCUGCUCUUCCAAGGAAUUGGGGGGGACCAGAGCGGCCCACGCUCGAUCCGGCAGGACUGGGGGGGGAUCCGGCCCCCCGUGGACGCCGUGAUGGCCGGCCGCCUGUACCUCACCCCCGUGGCCUCCAGUCCCCACCCCGCCCCCGCCCCCUCCCCCACCUCGUGGUACGUCCCCGGCCGCUCCUACAAGAGGCCCAGCGGGCUGCGUGACCGGCGCCGCGGCCGAAGGCGUGGCCGGGGGCGUGGCCGGGGGCGGAAGCAGAAGCGGUUCGCCUCGUGGGACCUGUUUGACAUCUUCUAUGGCGACUACGACGAGUCGCUGGAGGUCGCCGCGGUGACGGAGGAGCCCAAGGCCAGCCACCCCGUGCAGAACGUCUACUUCUUCACCAAAGAUAAGUAUUACAGGGUGGAUUUAAAGACCAAAAAUGUGGACUACGCGUACCCCCCUUACCCACGACCCAUUGGGAAGUACUGGCUGGGCUGCAAAGACAACGUUUCCUGGGCAGAGAAGUGAAGGGGGGUGGGGGUGGGGGGGGGGGCAUUGUCAUGACGACGGCGCGUAGCGGACGUAGCGGAGGCUGUUAGCCGCAAGCUGAGUCUUUUAAGUUGGAAAGGAGCCGGAGUGAGGCCUACUAUGGACAGUGCGUUAAAAGUCCAGUUAAGUCAAUAAUGAACUCGACAAUUUCCUUGAUUGUGGCGUGGGGAUACUGUAUUUGCAAAAAAAUAACAAAAUAACAUUGGCUUGUGUUGCAUUACAAAGGAAAACAUGAAUUUUCAACUUUUGUCUUGCCUCUCAAUUAAAACCAAACCACGUUUAUACGA